Cucumis melo (muskmelon) is the source of this 510-nucleotide messenger RNA. Its product is annotated as 30S ribosomal protein S31, mitochondrial. The transcript has a single exon. Gene Ontology annotation, cellular component: plastid; ribosome. The coding region runs from base 66 to 332 and encodes 88 amino acids. Gene Ontology annotation, biological process: plastid translation. The record is from RefSeq and is a predicted model, not a curated record. Lineage: Eukaryota; Viridiplantae; Streptophyta; Magnoliopsida; Cucurbitales; Cucurbitaceae.
CCCUCUCUUUUGCUUCCUUCCUUUGCAAUUGGACUGAACCAAAUCCAGGAAAAGAGAAAAAAAAAAUGGCGAUGGCGCAGUGGUGCGGCGCAGUAGCUAGGGGAGUUAUUGCGGCGGAGAGACGCUCUCCUUCUCUAACGUCGUCCAUGGCGGUCGAAGGACUGGUCCCCAUCCUUUGUGGACGAGGUGACAAGAAGACGAAGAGAGGGAAAAGAUUCAAAGGCUCCUACGGAAACGCUAGGCCGAAGAAGGAGAAGAAGAUAGAGCGAAUCAAGGAUAAAAUCGAGGUUCCUCGUUCCACUCCUUGGCCUCUUCCUUUCAAGCUCAUCUGAUUUCAAUCGCUUUUGUGUUCCUUCUGAUUGCAUAAAACUUUACGUUCAUGAUUUGUAAUUUUGAAAAAACAAAUCAAGGGUUUCUCGAGGUUUGGGUUUAUGUCAAGUAAAGAUGGAUUUAAGCGAAAUUGGAAUUGUUCGACAGUGAUUAAUCGUCUUGCUGGCGUUUUCGAUUUCA